Messenger RNA from Megalopta genalis, 1867 nucleotides. RefSeq lists its product as uncharacterized. The record is from RefSeq and is a predicted model, not a curated record. NCBI's taxonomy places the organism in Eukaryota, Metazoa, Arthropoda, Insecta, Hymenoptera, Halictidae.
UGCUUUCUGUUUGAUUCGAAUCAUCAUGACGAUGCCCACGUAAUGUCGGACAUCAACCGAUGGACGGAAGCUCGUGUCACCGCUAACAGUCAUGAAAAUCUUGGUCGUACUCGGCGUACUUGCGAUACAGUGCGCCGCUGCUAAAUCAUGGAACAGCGACGGUUAUUUGGAGGAAUCCUUCUCCUUUUUUGGUUGGUUCAACUACUUGAAACGUCUCUCGAUAAUAGCGUUACUGCUAUCAGCGGUGAUUCUUUAUUAUAUUCCAGAAUCUCGUCCAUAUGCGCGCAGAAUUUGUUACACUAUAAUUGACAUCACGGCUAGUUCUUUGAAAUCGGCGCUCAGCACUUGCGAAAGCGACGAUGUGUAUGAAACCAUCAAAUCGAAAUAUCAUCGUGCAAAAUACGAACGAUCCUCGAACCGGCGUUCGCGAGAAGGUCCAGGUUAUGAAAACUUCAAUCGCGCGCUUGAUUGCAACUCGAAGCUGAAAAUGAGUAUGGACGACGAUGGAUUACAUGAAAUGCGGGAGAAAAAGAAAUUGCUAAAGAAGCAAAGCAAAGAUAGUCGGCAAUCACGUCAUUACCAACGAAACAGCUUCAAUAAAAAGGAUUCUGACCUUUGCGUGGAAACGCAACCGUCUUAUUUUUAUACCGACCGAGUGGGCGAUUUUUCGAAGCCCGUAAAGUCGAAUUUACGUGGUCUGAAUAGCUGCAAUGAAUCGACCGAAAAUUAUGCACUUUUAAUCAGCGGCAGUCCACGUCAAAUGGCUGCGCUCGAUCAAAAAUAUGAAAAAGGAGACGUCGUUCUCGUUCAGGAUCCGUACUGUAAAAUGGAAUACAAGGACUGCGGCACAUCGACUGACAGACUAUCUACGAAAACGGAAGCUUCGUUCUCGGAACCAGAGGGACCAACGAGGGAUGACAAUAACCACGCAGAAUCAAGAAUGGAAACAUACGUUAAAGACGUUGAUCUGACUUUUAUACCGGAAGCCAAGGCUUCAAGACAUUUCGAUUAUACGAGGUUGUAUGAAACGAGUUCACAUCAGUGCGGGGGUGGAUGUUAUGGCAGCAAUGGGUGCUCGAUAUCGUAUGCAGAAAUAAAUAAGGAGGAUUCUAACCCAGAAUUGGCACACGAAAUUAAAAACGUAUUAAAAUCAUCGAAGAGCCUAACGAACCCAAAGUCCCAUGAAAAGAUGGAAGAAACCUGUACGAUCCAUGGUGGUCACAGUCGUACAAUGAAAUCAAGUAAUAUGACCAACGAUCGAAGAGUAAAUUUUCAAAACCAGGAUGAGAUAAUGACACAGAAAGACGAAGAACCUACAGUCCCGCGCAAUACUGCAUCGUCAAGAUGUGUCCAUAAGAAAAAGAUAGCGAACCUCCGGCAUAUUGACGUUUCUUAUUUGACGGAUCGCGGAGGCGAAGCUGAUGACGAAAACUCUCAAGUUGGAGGAUGUCGAAGCGCGAUAUACGAUUUCGACGAGACGCCUCAGAGGGAGAAUCACGUAUAUAAAACCUAUUCGGAUGACUCGAUCUUCGACCCCGACGACAUUUAUACAAGGCCUAUCCUGAAGAAUCGAUUCAAGCCUGCCUUAUUACGUGCGGUAAAUUGGAUCUUCGGAGGUUGCCCUCACGCGUCGAAGUGCAGCAACGUGGUCGGAAAGGAAGAACACGAAGAGAUCACCGACGAGUGGCUCCUCUAGCCUAACGAUGCCAGACUCGUGGCAGCCGAUACACGACGCGUCGGCAACCUUAGACAUCUGCCGUAUCGAAACGUUCCGACCGAGAAUUCCGAAAAGCAGCUCCGUCAACCGGCUAAAAAAUCAAUUUACGCCUUAGAAUCGCCAAAUAAAUCAGAAACGUUCCCGCGACUG